AUAUACUGCAGGGUUAGCAUAAUAAUUACUAAACAAUACUACCCUGACUACUAAAGUACUUCAGCAACUCACAAUUAACUCACUGAUCCCUCAACAUUAACUAGAAUUACAUGGAGAGUGUUUUCUGCGGGAAGUACAAAGAAACAACCAUCACCAUGUCUUUUAUGCAGGAAUUCCUUGCUCAGGCUUCCUUCAUGGAAAGUGGAGGUCAUCCCCCAUGCACUGCUGAAGAAUCUGGCCCAUCUCUCAAAGCAAAUCCUGGAUUCAAUGCUGCAGCCGAUGCAGCAAACUUGGAUAAAGCCAUUAAAGCAAAAGGUGUUGAUGAAGGAACCAUCAUUGAUAUUCUGACAAAAAGAACCAACUCUGAACGACAGCAAAUCAGAGCUGCUUAUCAACAAUUAACAGGGAAGACACUAGAUGAUGCUUUGAAGAAGUGCCUCAAAAGUCACCUGGAGGAAGUUGUUCUUGGUUUACUCAAAACUCCAGCCCAGUAUGAUGCUCAUGAGUUGAGGGGUGCCAUCAAGGGCCUUGGAACAGAUGAGGAUCGUUUGAUUGAGAUCUUGGUAUCACGGACCAAUUCUGAAAUUAAAGAAAUUAACAAGGUUUACAAAGAAGAAUUCAAAAAGGAUCUUGCAAAGGACAUUGCUGGUGACACAUCAGGAGAUUUCCAGAAGACUCUCCUUGCACUUGCUAAGGGGGAGCGGAAUGAGGAUGCACGUAUCAAUGAGGACCAGGCUGAUAAUGAUGCCAGGGCAUUGUACGAAGCUGGAGAGAAGAGGAAAGGAACUGAUGUGCCUACAUUCAUCAACAUUUUAACUACUAGAAGUUACCCACAGAUUCAGAAAGUUUUACAGAGAUAUGCAAGAUACAGCAAAAAUGAUCUGAACAAGGCCAUUGAUCUUGAGAUGAAAGGAGAUCUUGAAAAAAGCUUAAUGAGUAUAGUGAAAUGUGCUAGCUCUAAACCCGCUUACUUUGCUGAAAGAUUCUAUCUGGCCAUGAAGGGAUCAGGAACUCGGCACAAUGCUUUAAUUAGACUGCUAGUUUCCAGAUCUGAAACUGACCUAAACGAAAUCAAAACCUGCUAUAAACGACUUUAUGGCAAAUCUCUCCGCCAGGCUAUCAUGGAAGAGAAACUCAAAGGCGAUUAUGAAACCAUUAUGUUGGCCAUGUGUGGAUCUGAUAACUGAAAUCCUUCUAUUUUGCAAGGAGAAACUGUAUACAUUCCAUUUUGUGUUCUAGAUUUGUUAUAUUGGAGCUUUGCCUAGAAUAACUUGUUGUCGAGUUACAAAUACUAAAAUAAGGCUACUGCAGUUGUUUAUUUACAAUGCAAAAUGCACUGUACCCAUUGCUACCCAGUUUUUGCCUUUGGUGCCUUCUAUUGUAAAACAUUUUUGUAAUCUCAAAUAAAACAAAAUAAUGUAA
This is a messenger RNA of Xenopus laevis (African clawed frog), 1422 nucleotides long. RefSeq names its product annexin A1 gene 1 L homeolog (gene anxa1.L). Gene Ontology annotation, cellular component: nucleus; cytoplasm; basolateral plasma membrane. NCBI's taxonomy places the organism in Eukaryota, Metazoa, Chordata, Amphibia, Anura, Pipidae. The record is from RefSeq and is a predicted model, not a curated record. Gene Ontology annotation, molecular function: phosphatidylserine binding; calcium ion binding; phospholipase inhibitor activity. Gene Ontology annotation, biological process: phagocytosis; signal transduction; cellular response to glucocorticoid stimulus. Bases 111 to 1187 code for a protein of 358 amino acids. The transcript is spliced from 13 exons.